CACAGGAGACUGCAUUCGUUGGAGAGUUGCAGGGCCAAGAUGUUGCUGGACUGUGUGUUGUUGUUGAGGUGAAACUCUUAUAGGGAAGAUCGCUUGAACGUAACCAUGAGCCAGUGGGCCGCCAUUCUGAAGCUGAGUACUGAAUUCCAGGAGAAGGUCAUGGCUCUCUACAGCCAAGAACUCUUUCCUAUGGAGGUGCGACAGUACCUGGCUUCUUGGAUUGAAUCCCAAGACUGGAAGCAGGCAGCUAGAGACCUAUCCUUGGCUAAUGUCCAGUUGCAGAACCUACUUGAGCAUCUGGAUAUCCAGUACAGCCGAUUUGCUCAGGAGCAGGAAAUACUUCAGCAGCGCAACUUCCGCAGAUUUAAAUGUGACAUACAGGCUCGAUAUCAGGCACAUCCUCAAAAUCUUGCAGAGAUAAUCCGAGACAUUUUAUUAUAUGAAAAGCAAAUCCUGUCAGAAGCCAGAGAAGUGCAGUCUCAGGCUGGGCAGCCCGCUCAAGUUUCAAUUGUGACUGGAAGACAGCAAGAGAUUGAAAAGCGUGUAAAUGAACUGGCAGAAAGGGUGCAGUCAGUGGACUGUGAAUUGAAAUUUCUAGAGGAUCUGCAGGAAACAUUUGACUUCAAGUACAAGAACUUUGAGAUUAUGGCAAGGUCACACCCCGAUGACAAACAUUUAAAGAAGAAAAGAGAUGAACUGCAGAGUCUGUUAAAUGAACUGGACAGGAAGCGCAAGGAGGUUUUGGAUCAAAUAAAGGGCCUGCUUGGGUUGUGUGAGACACUUGUCGAAUUCCUGCAGCAGGAAUUAGAUGAGUGGCUGUUAAAGCAAAAACUGGAAUGUAUUGGAGCCCCCACAGAAACAUCUCUCAAGAAUCUUCAGGGCUGGGUAACAAAGACUGCAGAGUGUUUUUUCCAGCUCCACCGCAUUUUCAAGAAUCUCGCAGAACUGCCAUCCCGAAUUUCUUAUGAGGGUGACCCACUGAAAAUAGAUCCACCCAACCUGAUACAGAGGCUUAAUGAAUUGCUGUCCCUUCUUCUCCAGAGAUCCUUUGUGGUAGAUCGUCAGCCAAUCAUGGCCUUUCCGUGUAAACGCCCCCUUGUAUUAAAAACCAGCACACAGUUUUCUGUGAGGGUCAGGCUGCUUGUGAAUCUACCAAAACUUAAAGACAACUUGAAGGUCUCUUUCUGUGUGGAUAAGAAUCCCCCCAGUAUUAAAGGCUAUCGGAAAUUCAAUUUGCUUGGGACACAGAACAAAGCCAUGGAGGAAAUCCAAGGAGAAGGCCUAGUGGCAGACUUUAAACAUUUGAUACUGAAAGAACAGAAAGCUGGUACUGGAGGAAAAGGUGGAAAAGGUGCAAAUGAGGGAUCACUUAGUGUCAUGGAGGAACUCCACCUCAUUACAUUCUCUAUGGAUUUUAAGUACGAGGACCUGAAGAUGAAACUGGAGACUGCCACCUUGCCAUUCAUAGUGAUCUCCAACAUCAGUCAGUUUGUUGUUGCGUGGGCCUCAGUCCUUUGGUUUAAUUUGCUGAGUUCUGACACCAAGGAUGUACAUUUUUUCUCAAAACCCCCAAUGGCUCCCUGGCAGUCGUUAAAAGAAGCACUGAGCUGGCAGUUCUCAUGCACCACUAGGCGAGAGCUGGACACAGACCAGCUGGCAAUGCUGGGGAAGAAACUCUGUGAGGAGACUCCCAGAGACGAGAGCACUGUGUCCUGGAACAAAUUUUGUAAGGAGAAUUUACCCCGUGUUUCUUUCACAUUCUGGGUAUGGUUUGAUUCCGUUCUUGCCCUGGUGAAAGCUCAUCUGGAAAACAUCUGGAAUGACGGGCACGUGAUGGGAUUUGUAAGUCGCAAGAAAGAAGAGAUUCUGCUAAAGGCCGAGAUAUCAGGCACUUUUCUCCUUCGCUUUAGUGAGAGCAUUUGUGGUGGGAUCACGUGCACCUGGGUGGAACAGCAUGAAGAUGGAACCUACACUAUCCGUUCUGUCCAACCAUACACCAAGAAGGAACUCUCUUCCAUCCCACUCACUGAGAUCAUCCGGAACUAUCAGCUUUUGGCUGAGGAAAACAUUCCUGAGAAUCCUCUGAAGUAUCGGUACCCUAACAUACCCAAGGAUGAGGCUUUUGGUCCAUAUUACGAGAAAAGGCCUGAACUAACCCUGCAAUAUGAGCAGUACCUCCAGCGCAAACUGAUUAUUGUCUCUACAAGGCAAGUGGACGAGUUGGAGAGUAAUUUUUCCCCUAGAACAUCUGAAAAUAAUGACAUGGAUGAAUGGAAUUACACCAUUGACGAUGAUGGCCUGGCAGGUAUAGCCAUGAAUAUUGACAGCAUUAUGAUAAAUGCUGACAGUGAUCCAAUGCUGUCUGUUUCACCUGUGGAAUUAUAUCAGGAAUUACUAGUCUAGAAGAUGGAUAUUGUAUUAGAUCAGUUACUACUCAAGACUGGGGUGAUACGUCUUCUCCUGCCUUAAGGCUAAUGCCAGAUGUGGCGUUUUUACGCUGCGUAUUUUCUAAUUCUCUCGGCGGCUGAAAAACACACAAUAUCAUCAUCCAUAGAAAUAACUUAAACAGUCUCGAUGGAAAACACACUAUGUGUAAAUACGCUGGAAAACGCAUUACCACAGACUUUUCAUGCGUUUGCCGAAAAACGCCGAUAUUUGCACAGCAACCUAUUCCUAUGUAUACACAAAAGCAGCUGCCAGACCUUACGGAAAUACGCAGCUUUUUUACUAUUGUGCACUAUUAGCAGCAUGGAAAUGGGAUUUGCUACGUCACCAGUACUAGGCUGAAAAACGCCAUAGUCAGGGGCUGUGUGGCUUGUGCUGCGUUUUUAGGCCACGUCUGGCAUUAGCCUAAAGGAGGAGUGAAGAUUAAUAAAUAGUAGGCUGGAAAUGCUGUUUUGCGCUUCUGUACCAGCCCAUGGCACUCACAGCCCUUUUGCCUGUGCUGAUGCCCCAGUAGCUCCCCAUCUUAUUUUCUAUUGAUUUAAAGCACAUGGCCUGUGUCUGGUACCUGAGCUUAGGAACCAACUCACAAUAUACAGUAUAUAUACAUUAUAAGUCACAAUAGAAGGCUGUAAUUAUGUGCAUUAUGUGUCAGUUCAAGGACCAGUGCUUUAUGUAUUAGAAUAAGCGAUGUAGCCUCACCUUCUUAGAUCGGCGAUUCUCAUAUUCUGUUUGGUGGUUUGCAACAACCCCUAAGUACAGCUUCUCAACAUCUGCACAAAGCACACUGAGUAUGUGCAGUGUCACUGACACUCCUAACAAAAUCCAAGAUGGCGAGCUCCUGUGUAAAAUUUUGAAGGCCUGAAUCAUUACUGUUAUAGAGAUGCUAAACCUUUAGGCUGGUGCACAUGGGUCACAGUAUAUUAAAUUUGGCAAUUCUAGCCAUAAUCAUUUUUAGAGUUUAGUUCUUUUUUAACAUACUGAGCCUGUCCUUUCAGCUUAAAUAAUGUGAAGUGUGCAUGAUUAAUAAGCCACUGUUAGACCUGGGAUGGAUGAUUCCUUUAUGUUUACUUGAAGUUAAACUUGCCAAACUAGCAAUUCAGCAUGUUUCAUUUGGACAAAAAGUUUGAACAGGAUGUGUGUCUUUUCUCAUUCUUAGCUUCUAUUAUACAAUGCAAAUCUGCAUAGGGGCUAAGAGUGGGGUUACAUAUCUCUUGUACAGAUAAACAGGCCAACAUUUCAUUUAGUAUUUCUUUGCAGAUCAUGAGCCAGUUAGCAGAGAUGUUAAAUAUUGGUGAACUGUAAGUGAAUGAAAAAGCUGUGUCUGUAAGGCUUGCCUCACACGUUCUCUCCUCUGCAGGAAAAACGUUAGUGGAGAAAAUGGCCUAGAUCUCCCUGUGAGCUUUGGUUGGACAGGUUUUGGAUUAAGAAAACACAAUUGUGUGUUUUCUGGCCAAAAUCAAAUCCAUGGGUGGGUAUUAAUUAAAAGACAGAUGACCCAGGACAUGCAGGCAGCUGGAGUUCAGUAAAGGGGGCCAUACACUGGCCAACCUUUCAGGGUAUCCAAUUAAUCAACUAGUGUAGCAAAAUGAUGGCUACCAUAUGGAACCUGGAUGUGGAUAGCCUCAUUAUAUCGGACAUGCACAUGCCUAGAUUGUGCACCCAUUGGCAGGGGCAAUGGCAAAUUCAAUUUUCAGGUUGGGACAUAGCUGCAACCACGGGAUGGUCUGUCAAAAUCAACCACAGAGCUGACAUGUAGAUAUUGGUGUUUUAGGUUUAUGCUAUAAACACGUUUAUAUUAGUUAUUAUCAAAGAACAACGAUUUCACGAGCUUUCAGGAUGUAUGAGCUAUUAUUUAAUACUCUGUAUUAAUGUAUACCUCUAAUAAAGCUGUCUGGUUAAUAUCCUUUGUGAAUCUGAAUGAUUCAAGUCAGGCCCAGGGGGAAGUUUGGGGCCAGGCUCGAUCUGAGUAAGUAUUUAUUUAAAUCCAAGAGUGACUUACUCCCUGUGGGCGAGAAUCAUAUAUCCCUAGUGGAGGAUCAUAGGAGUACAAAUACGACAACAUACAGUAUGUCCAGGGCAGUAUGGUCUAAAUUGGCCGAUAUGCCUGACUAAUCUGGAAAUGUGCAGCCACCCUAGAUGAAAGGGUUCAGGUUAGAUAUACAAAGUGUGCAUACUUUAUAUUUAGACCAUCUGCUUUUAGAAUCUUUUUAUACAAUAAUAACAUUGAACAAUAAAUCAUUGUUGAAGAUCUAGUGAACUAUUUUGAUUGUAUUUCUUCAGCUUCAAGUUGUUCAGAUCAUUGCACCCCAUAUAGUCUUUAACUUGGUGUUUGUGUAUCUGCUAUUUGCACUAUUUGUCAACUUGUAAUGCUGUAAUACAAACAAGUUGUCAGUUAUAUAGUGAAUAAUGUACCCCCUGUUGUAAAAUAUAAGGAUAUGGACCAAGGAGACAGGAGGCCUAGCGCUUUUACACAGGUCGUGAAACUCCAAGGUGACUUCUAAUAUCCUCAUAUUUUACAACGGUUGGUACAUUAAUUACUGCAAUACACACGUUUCAGUGAGUCAUGUGACAGAAAUUACGUCACUAAGCACCAAUUAUAACUGAUUACAUCACUAAGCUCCAUUUCUAAGGAUAUCAUUUACAGGAUAUUCAUGGCUCUGGUGUAUUAUAUUACAUUAAACACAAGUAAAUUGUGUCUUUUUUCAUCUUUCCUUGUGUACAGGUUACAUAGAGACAUUAUAAAAGCUCAUACCCAACAAGUACGCUUAUAUUUGCAUACACUAAAACAUACUCUCAUAUAUGUAUAGGUAUGAGCUCUAUUAUCCAUUAAACACAUUUUCUCUGUAAUAUUGAGACAGUAUUAGUAGUUAAUGGUACCUAAAUUGCCUGAAUCCAUGUUAAAAGUAAAUCCUGUUGGGCUUUCUUCUUUGCAAAUGUUUUUUUUAUGAUGAUAUGAUGGUAUUGUAUGCUAUUUGUAUGCAAAAUAAAUGCCUUUCUUUUCUUGGA
Molecule: messenger RNA, 5451 nt
Organism: Xenopus tropicalis (tropical clawed frog)
Lineage: Eukaryota; Metazoa; Chordata; Amphibia; Anura; Pipidae
Gene: stat2
Product: signal transducer and activator of transcription 2
Exons: 24
Coding region: 106-2403 (765 amino acids)
Biological process (GO): signal transduction; regulation of DNA-templated transcription
Cellular component (GO): cytoplasm; nucleus
Molecular function (GO): DNA binding; DNA-binding transcription factor activity
Source: RefSeq, a predicted model, not a curated record